Molecule: messenger RNA, 3789 nt
Organism: Nerophis ophidion (straightnose pipefish)
Lineage: Eukaryota; Metazoa; Chordata; Actinopteri; Syngnathiformes; Syngnathidae
Gene: tfr1b
Product: transferrin receptor 1b
Exons: 19
Coding region: 16-2376 (786 amino acids)
Biological process (GO): iron ion transport; intracellular iron ion homeostasis
Cellular component (GO): external side of plasma membrane
Source: RefSeq, a predicted model, not a curated record
GGUUAUCACUUUAUCAUGGGGAGAGUUAGGAGGAAGUGUCAUGCCAAGUACUUGAGUAAAAUGGAAUGUUUACCCGAAAUGGAUCGUUUAAAGUCUACCUUCAACAACGUGAUUAAAAGCGUCCAGUAUAGAAGGUUCACCCAGCAUUGUGAUGAUGACUCAAAUAGACAUGUGGAGAUAAAACUAUCUGAUGAUGCCGGCGAUGACAACACAGAGAUGGAGCAGAACGACAUGUCUCCGACAUUCCGGCCGGCGCCCCGGGACAACAACCGACGCAUCUUCUGUCUCCUGGCGAUUGGCUUCUUGGUCGCCUUCAUCCUCGGCUACUUUGUUGCUUAUGUCAGCCACAGGAAGAUGGCCGUGGACCCCGUCAGCUGCGGGAAUCAGUCGGCGACGGUAGGGGAAGUGAAUCAGGUGCAGAAAGAGGUGACAGUGACACCGCCACAGCCAGAAGUGACCGUGAAAACACAGCCAGAACCAGAGGAAGAGGUGGAUCCACAUGAGGAAGAACUCCCGCUAAACUGGCAGGACAUCGUCCAGCUCCUCGACAACAAACUUACCAGCGAGGCUUUUGACACACGUCUCAAGGAGUUCGAUGUGCCAUCACGCUUGGCGGGCGGAGAAGGCGACAUUCAUCAGGGGAACCUCAUCGCUGACGAAUUCAGGAGACUGAGGAUGCAAAUCUGGACAGAUGUCCACUAUGUCCAGCUGCAGAAGCCCGACAGCAAACGCCCAAACAUUAUUACCUUUGGAUCCAACGACUUCAAGCCUGAAGGUUACCUUGCCUACAGCGCCACAGGGAAGGUGGAGGGCAAGCUGGUGUACGGCGGGUACGGCCGUCCUGAGGAUCUGGACACUCUGCAGAAGGCAAACAUUGAGGUGAAAGGUAGCGUGUUGCUGUUGCGUGCUGGAAAACACAGCUUUGCAGAGCAGGUGGCAAAUGCUGAAGCCAGUGGAGCCUCUGCUGUUCUCAUCUACCCCGACCCCGACGAUUACAAAUUUUUGGGUGACACAGCACUUUAUGGCCAUGUUCAUCUGGGCUCAGGCGACCCUUACACUCCGGGAUUCCCUUCCUUCAACCAUACGCAGUUCCCGCCGACCCAGUCAUCCGCUUUGCCAAAAAUCUUGGCUCAGACCAUCACCGCCAACAUGGCUAAGACCCUCCAACAGACAAUUGGUGGCCCGAACAACCUCGGAGGUGUGGCAAACAUCAGUGUGGAGGUCAACAACGUGCUGGUCAACACAGAGCUCCAUAAUGUGUUUGGAGUUAUCCAAGGACUGGUAGAUCCUGACCAGUACGUGGUCCUGGGAGCCCAGAGGGACGCAUGGGGUAAAGGCUACGCCAGAGCCGCCGUUGGUUCAUCCGUGCUGCUGGAGCUGGCCAACGCCAUCAGUGAGAUGGUGACAAAAGACGGCUUUCGACCCAGGAGAAGCUUGGUGUUUGCAAGCUGGAGUGCCGGGGAAUACGGCAGCGUUGGCGCAACUGAAUUUUUGGAGGGCUAUCUGUCCUCACUAGACAAGAGAAUGUGCACGUAUAUAAGCCUGGACGGUAUGGUCAUGGGUCGCGGGGGCUUUAUUGCCUCAGCAAGCCCGCUGUUGUACAACCUAUUGGAGGAUACAAUGAAGGAGGUGAGAAGUCCAUUAGAUUCCAGGACCGUGUACGAUAUGGUGGGCACCACAAAAUGGGAGACCAAUGUACUAAGGCCCAUGUCCAUUGACGACCCUGCUUAUCCAUUUUUGGCCUUUGCGGGAAUUCCGUCCAUCUCUUUCCACUUCAUCACUCCCAAUGUGGAAGCCUACGAGUACUACGGCACCAGCAUGGACAACAUGGACCACUUGAAGUACAACACGGCCCAGCGCACCAGCGAAACAACAGUGCUGGCUGCCCAGUUUGCCGGCCACAUGGCCCUUCGCUUGGUACACGAUCGCCUACUCAGGCUCGACGUGGGUGGGUACCGCAAGGUUGUCCCCAAGGCCUUGAUGCGAGUCUACAGGCAUGUCUACCAGCUCAUCCAGAGCGGUGAUCUGAAAGGCGUGGAUCCAGACUGGCUGGAAAAUGCUCACGGCACCUUCCAACGUGCGGUGGCCAACCUCAACACCGCCAUCCUCCACACUGACAUGAGCGAAGACCGGGCCUCUCGCCUCCUGAACGAAAGGCUCAUGAGCGUGGAGCAGAAUCUGCUCUCGCCGUACGUGUCCCCGGUCGAGACCCCUUUCCGUCACAUCCUGGUGGGCCGAGGCCCCCACACUUUGGCGUCCAUCGCCGAGAUGACGGACCUCAAAGAGCUACACACCCAGCUGGCCUUUGCCACCUGGAGUGUGAAGGCGUGUUCCAACGGCAUGAUGAGUGAAAUUUGGGAAGAGGACGACAAUUAAAUCGAGGGCGUCGGCGUGCGCGUGUAAAAGUGAACACUGAAAAGAGAGAGAAAAAAAAAAAGCACUUAAACGAAAGCUGUCAGUCACGAUUUAGUCCCGCCCUUUUUAAGGUACAAUUUGUAUUUAACACUCCAAACCGCCAGGAUGGAAAAAUGUACUUGUUUAGCUACAAAUUGUACUUUUUUCGGAUGUUUUUUUAAAAUCAGUUUAUGUUGUGGAGAGAGGGGGGGCUUCAACUUGAAAAAGUUUUACUAGAAAACUUUGAAUGCUACUGAUGAACCUGCUGCCUCCUCCUCACACAACAGAGCGCCUUCGCUGUGACCUCCUGCCAUAAAACCUCAUUUAUACCUCAUAGUUUUAGCAGCGCGACGUUCACUUUUUUUUUUUCUUCUUUUUAUACGACAUUAUCGGAAGCAGUGCCUUCCAUAAUUAUGACGGUUAUACCGUUAAUCUGACAGCAGCAUCUGCUACGUGACGACUCUUCAACUUUUGCUGACAAAAAUUGGAGUGCCACAACCGCUCCUCGCUCAGGAAGCCAAAAUUAAUUAUUCGACACAAUUAAAAACUGAAAAGUCUAGCUAUCCAAAUCAUGUAUGAAAAAUAAGGUUCCGUGUCUAAAAGGUAUAAGGCGGACAAAUUAAUGACAAACAAAAUUCUAUUACAUGCAAUUGACAACCUAAUGUUCACUUUGGAGCGAUUGGCGUCAGUUAUCGGGGGCAGUGACCCCCAUAAUUACAACCCCAUUAUCGGGAGCAGUGUCUUCCAUAAUGAAAAGUGAUGGUAGUUUUUGCCUACCGAUAUGUGUUUGUGUGUGCGUUUGUCUUUAAGUGUGUAUUUAUCGAGAGCAGUGCCUCUCAUAUUUCACUCCCAAGGGUGGAACAACUUGUCGGGGACAGUGUUUCCCAGAGUUUUAUACUUGACCUAUUUAUUACUGUUUUUCUGCUUUGUGGUGUUGGCGCUUAGGCAUGUUGAUGUUGUCUCUGAUUUUCAAAUUCCCUGUUUAGACCUUAAAAAUCUGCUGAAAAUGUAGAAAUGUUUAACUCUUAAUGCUUCAAAAUUUCAGUUCACUUCUGCAUUCUAGUCUCCUGCGCCUAGCCUAUUGCUGUAAGACGUGUGUCUCAUUUGCUAAUGUUUUGCUUGUUUUCGAGUUACAUUUGAGUUAUUGUUUGGCUAAAAGUUGCACUAUGAAAUGGGAUAAUCCUACAUAUCUAAAUUAUCACCAUACAAGAAACAUGUCCUGUCUAACCCCCCAAAAUGGGAAGCGAGAGCAAGUAAAGUCUGUGUAGCUUUUGUUGUACAUUCAACAGUGGCAGAACAAUGAUGUAAAAUGUUUGUUUUUGAGCACGAUUUCUGAUAAUGGUGUUUUCAUAUUUGACCAAGAUGAUAAAUAAACCUUUGAGCUUUGCAACCUUU